CCCAAAUCCCAACCGAACCCAAAUUUCAAAACUGUGCUGCGCCGCCAUCUGGAACAACCUUAGCUCGGUAACUCCCGCAGACCCGUACCAACCGUCACCAACAGCAAUCAUCCAUCAAUGGCAAGCCUGCCAUUGACAGGGCCUGACCCAUCGCCGACAUCGCCGCCAUCCCCGCCAUUGCCGUCAUCGCCACUUCUACGCCUCACGCCGCACAUUCGACAGCGCAUCUACCGCUAUCUUGGGUUGGCAUCAUGGAACGGCCGACCCUACACCUUCUACCUGCACGCCGGCCACCUCAAACUGCGCCAGAGGUGGGCUCUUGAUCUUGGCUUCGACUCCCUGCCAAACCCGGAUCGCUUCCACGGCCUGCUCCUUUCUUGUCGCGUCAUCCACGCCGAAGCGGCUGCUCUUCUCUACUCGGCCAACCACUUCGUCCUUUACUAUUUCAACCCGCCCGAUGACCUCGGUCAGCUUACGCCGUCUACCUCGUCCCGCCCUCUGCAUACUCUACACGCUCUGACCGCGUCGUCACUCCGGUCCCUCUCUAGUCUCAAGGUAGUUCUCAACGAGGCGGCCUGCCACCGGCUGACGCUAUACGACACCGGCAGUUGUUGCUUCGAUGGUUGCGAAAAGUCCGAUUCCGACACUCCGCCCUUGUGCAAGCAGAACCACCAAGGCCUGCACCAGCUUCCCCUCCUAAGUCCGGUGUCCGUAGGCGACUACUACAACAACAAGCGGGCGGCAACCCACUCUAUCCUGGAGGAAUGGCACUCGGCGGCAGCUCGUCUGCUAUCUCAUGUUGCUCCUGGGCGCCUCGCUCUCUCUGUGGUUUGCGAUAUCGACCCCAAACACCCGCGGUCGUUGGAGGUAGCAAAUGCCGUCGUUGCACCUAUCCGGUUACUCCCCCCAUCUCAUCUAAAGGAAUGCCGUAUUCGCCUUGCCAAAACGGCGGAUACUCGGCUUCGGCAGCUCGCUGAGGAUACCGUCUCCUAUACCUGUGGAAUCCCUACCAUAUCCCUGAAGCCGCCGUCAAGUAUGGCGACCACCCUAGCAACUCUCCCGCGCGAGCUCCGCAUCCGGAUCCUUGAGUAUACCGACCUUGUCACUCCGAGGAGACAGGUGAUAUGGUCUAGACAGGACCAUGCAUAUACGGUAUGGUCCUUUUCCUGCGACCCCGACGCCUCUCCCGACGAUCGCCAUGGUGAUCAGUUCUCUCAAUGUUGGCGUGAUAGCUAUGAGCGCUGCCGAUCCAUCAACGGCUGCUUUUGCCGUCGUCGCCAUGCCGCGUUUUCCCUAGGGUGCAAGUGCUGGGCUCCGCCGGGACCUGCCCUGUUCCUCUUGUCCCGCGCUUUAUACCAGGACGCCCAGUUCGUCUUCUUCUCCAGUAAUCGUUUUAUCGUCCACGACUACAAGAUAUCCCCCCCUUGGGUAUUACCGGUCCUUGAGCUGUCCGACGUAGAAGACCCAGACGCGCCCGUCCCUGUAUAUCCCUACCCAAACGCGCGAUUUGCCGCCUCCGAGUUUCUACGAGAAGUCGUCCCUACAUCUUCCCUCGCCCAUCUCCGAUUUCUAGAGCUGGUCUUUCCCCUUUACCUACCAUCUAGCUGGCCCGAGACCCGGCACCCUACGAUGCAGGACUGGUGGGCAACGGUCGAUUGGCUCCAGGACAAGGUCAAUCUCGCGGCGCUCACGGUACGAUUGAUGGUGGUUGGACCGAACGACGCUCCGGAUUCUUACUACCGGAUCAGGACAGUCGUGGAAGGCGCGGCGGUAAUGACGGCCUUUCAAGAUAUCACGCGACCCCUGAGGCCGUUGGCCGACCAUGGGCUCGCUGCGUUUUACGCCCACUUCCCUUACCCUUGGGAGUGGACUGAGGAGUCGAGAGACCGCCGCAUGACCGGACUGGGCUGGUUGCGCAAACAGGAGAAGGCCCUCAAGAAGCGUGCCGAGUUCAACGUUAUGAGCGGUCGGUACGAAAGCCUCUAUGCAAACGGCAGGGAAGAACCGAAACUCAGCGAUUGGGCCUGGUUGGAAGGCCAUUGAUAUUAUUGAUGGAUGGGCUGGAGCAUCAAGGAAGCAAUGACCGCAUCUCCACACACGCAAUUCAAUUCAAAUCUUGGUCCGUUUUCAAGCGCCCGAACAGAGGUACGUACCGCGAUCGUUUCAAGUCCUCAACC
This is a messenger RNA of Chaetomium fimeti, 2177 nucleotides long. RefSeq lists its product as uncharacterized. Lineage: Eukaryota; Fungi; Ascomycota; Sordariomycetes; Sordariales; Chaetomiaceae. The transcript has 2 exons. The record is from RefSeq and is a predicted model, not a curated record. The coding region runs from base 118 to 2043 and encodes 641 amino acids.